UUGGCCUGCCCUUUGUGCCCGCCGCCCGCGCCCCGCGCCCCGCGCCGAUGGCCGCCGUGCCGGGCUCCCCGGCCGCUCGCGCCCGCGAGCAGACCUGACCCCGCGCGCCUGGGAUGCGCCGGGGAUGCGCGUCCUCCGGCCCUGCGGCUCCUCGCGGCUGGGCUCCGGGAGAUGGAGCUGAGCAUGAAGAAGUUCACGGUGCGCAGGUUCUUCUCCGUGUACCUGCGCAAGAAGUCGCGCUCCAAGAGCUCCAGUCUUAGCCGACUCGAGGAAGAAGGCAUUGUGAAGGAGAUUGACAUCAGUCACCAUGUGAAAGCGGGCUUUGAGAAGGCCGACCCUUCCCAGUUUGAACUGUUGAAAGUUUUGGGACAAGGCUCCUAUGGAAAGGUGUUCUUGGUGAGGAAAGUCAAGGGGUCGGAUGCUGGACAGCUCUACGCAAUGAAGGUUCUUAAGAAGGCCACCUUGAAAGUUCGGGACCGAGUCAGGUCAAAGAUGGAGAGAGACAUUCUGGCCGAGGUGAAUCACCCUUUCAUCGUGAAGCUUCAUUACGCCUUCCAGACAGAGGGGAAACUCUACCUGAUUCUGGACUUCCUGCGCGGAGGGGACCUCUUCACCCGGCUCUCCAAAGAGGUGAUGUUCACGGAGGAGGACGUCAAGUUCUACCUGGCGGAGCUGGCCUUGGCCUUGGACCACCUGCACAGCCUGGGCAUCAUCUACAGAGACCUGAAGCCAGAGAACAUCCUCCUGGACGAAGAGGGGCAUAUUAAGAUCACAGAUUUCGGGCUGAGUAAAGAGGCCAUCGACCACGACAAGAGAGCCUACUCCUUCUGUGGGACAAUCGAGUACAUGGCGCCCGAGGUGGUGAACCGGCGCGGCCACACGCAGAGUGCGGACUGGUGGUCCUUCGGCGUGCUCAUGUUCGAGAUGCUCACGGGGUCGCUGCCAUUCCAGGGGAAGGACAGGAAGGAGACCAUGGCCCUCAUCCUCAAAGCCAAGCUAGGCAUGCCGCAGUUCCUCAGCGUGGAGGCCCAGAGUCUGCUGAGAGCGCUCUUCAAACGGAACCCCUGCAACCGGCUGGGUGCCGGGCUGGACGGCGUGGAGGAGAUCAAGCGCCACCCUUUCUUCGUCACCAUCGACUGGAACAAGCUGUACAGGAAGGAGAUCAAGCCGCCCUUCAAGCCAGCGGUGGGCAGGCCGGAGGACACCUUCCACUUCGACCCCGAGUUCACGGCGAGGACACCCACAGACUCACCUGGCGUCCCCCCCAGUGCCAACGCCCACCAUCUGUUUAGAGGAUUCAGUUUUGUGGCCUCCAGCCUGGUCCAGGAGCCCUCGCAGCAAGAUCUGCACAAAGCCACGGUUCACCCCAUUGUGCAGCAGCUACACGGGAACAACGUCCACUUCACCGACGGCUACGAGAUCAAGGAGGACAUCGGGGUGGGUUCCUUCUCUGUGUGCAAGCGCUGCGUGCACAAAGCCACGGACGCCGAGUACGCCGUGAAGAUCAUCGACAAGAGUAAAAGGGACCCCUCGGAGGAGAUCGAGAUUCUCCUGCGCUACGGCCAGCACCCCAACAUCAUCACCCUCAAAGACGUUUACGACGACGGGAAGUUCGUGUACCUGGUGACGGAGCUGAUGCGCGGCGGCGAGCUGCUGGACCGCAUCCUGCGGCAGCGGUACUUCUCGGAGCGGGAGGCCAGCGCCGUGCUGUGCACCAUCACCAAGACCAUGGACUACCUCCACUCACAGGGGGUUGUUCACCGGGACCUAAAGCCGAGCAAUAUCCUGUACGUGGACGAGUCUGGAAACCCCGAAUCCAUCCGCAUCUGUGACUUCGGGUUUGCCAAGCAGCUGCGAGCCGAGAACGGGUUGCUUAUGACCCCCUGCUACACGGCCAACUUCGUGGCCCCGGAGGUCCUGAAGCGGCAGGGCUACGACGCGGCAUGUGACAUCUGGAGCCUGGGGAUCCUGCUCUACACCAUGCUGGCGGGAUUCACCCCUUUUGCAAAUGGGCCGGACGACACCCCCGAGGACAUCUUGGCAAGGAUCGGCAGUGGAAAGUACGCCCUUUCCGGGGGAAACUGGGACUCCAUCUCUGACGCGGCCAAGGACGUCGUGUCCAAGAUGCUCCAUGUGGACCCUCACCAGCGCCUGACGGCAGUUCAGGUCCUCAAACACCCUUGGAUCGUCAACAGGGAGCACCUGUCCCCAAACCAGCUCAGCAGACAGGACGUCCACCUGGUGAAGGGAGCCAUGGCUGCCACCUACUUCGCUCUCAACAGAGCCCCUCAGGCCCCGCGGCUGGAGCCCGUGCUGUCGUCCAACCUGGCCCAGCGCCGGGGCAUGAAGAGACUCACGUCCACGCGGCUGUAGCCAAGCCCCGCGCCUUCUCCUGCAGCCCGGAGAGGAUCGGACGGUGACCCCCCGGACGCGCGGCCAGGACGACCUGCCCCCUCCGCCCCCGCCAACCAGACGGAGUCCUUCCUGCACCCCUGACCGUGCCGAGAACCCGGGGGCUCCUCCCGGCCCGUGAGCCUUGCACAUGGCUUGUGUUUCUGUGGAGAGAUGGCUCCUCCAGCUGUAAAGUCAGCAACCUGGUCCCACCUCCGGCACACGCAGCCUGGAUGUCACCGCGAGGAGGGGGCGGUUCCCGGCCCCUGCGCUCGGCCUGUGCCCGCGGCUGAGUGACCGGCGGGUGGACGCCUGGUCCCUCCGAAUGAACCAAAGAGCCCUUGUCUCCUCCAACCCCCGCCCCCCGCUUGGACCGACACCCCGCCUUCUCUCCUGUUGCAGAGCUGGGGAGGGGCGAGGAAACCUCAGAACCAGUGGCCGCGUUUCACAAGCAUCGCUGGUGUCCUCUCGCCCGGGAAGGAGCCAGCCGAAGCCUGUGCCCCCUGACGAGGACCGGGGACUGGCGGAGGGCUGCUCCACUCCUGUCCCGAACUUGCGAGAGGUCCUGGGCUCCCCCGAGUGCCGGCUCUCCCUUUCCUGGUCCGUGGAAGCGCCGCGGUGGCCGCCGGAAACCCCGAGCCCGGUUGCCUCCAUCCGCCCUCUCUCUGUUCCCCUGGAGACCUCUGCCGCGCCCCCGCCCCGCCCGCGAGAGAGGCCAGCAGCAGGAUGCUCGCAGAGGGCAGGGGGGCCCUUUGUGGAAGCUGUGCUUUUGUGCCGUGUGUUGUGUUUCUGUCGCACAGGGCUGUUCUCAGCUGAAGCGUCAGGGAUGUUUAAUGUCUCUGCUGGGCGUGUGCACGCGGGAGUGGGCGUCGUCCGGCAGCGCUGGGCCCCCCUGCACUCAGGCGGGGACGGCGCGCCUGUUUUCAGCCAGGUUCUCACCUAGAAGACAGGAUUUAAAAGUCACUCUGGCACUCAACCCCAAAAUCAACGAAUGCCGCACUCUAAAACUAUAGCUCCCUAUCUCUGUCUAAUGGUCUUCAGACCUUAAAAUAUAAGCAUAUUGGUGAAGCUUUAAUUAUUCCACGAGGCUUUUUUUCCCCCUCAGAACCACGCUGAAUGAAAAGGUGGGAACAGAUCCCUGUACCUGUUUUCCCACAAAACCCUUUCAGGCAUUUCUCAUAUUUCUCAAUAGAAAGUGCUUUUUCCCCGAGGCUCAAGAGACUUUUACCCGCAAGGGUUUUGUCUUAGGUCAGAACGGUUUCACCUGUUAUUGGACACUUAAGCAAACCCGCGUGGCCCCAGGUCACAGGUUUUGUCCUCCCGGAAAUCAACCAUGAUCGUUUGUAUCUUGUUUGCUGCACAGAGAACGUCCGGCCCACCUGCUCCUGGGCCUUUGUCCUGGGCUUGUGGGCAGGUUCGUUCACUUGCUUCGGAGUCGGAGCCUUGCGAUGGAGGGAGAGAGAAGGCCGAAGAGGUGCAGCGCUGGGAGGGGGUCGGCGUGUCCUCUGAGCGGCCCGUUGGCUCGGCUCGCCUGCGUGCAGCCCUCCACUCUCACCUCUCAGAGCGCCUGGCUCUGCGGACCCCGUCCCUCUCCCCCCCCCCCGCCCCCAGCCGACGUGGCUGUCCGUGCAGCGCCCCCCCCCCCCCUCGGAAACGAGGCUUUCUGCACAAAGUCCGCCGGGAGAAGUCAAGAGCCCAUUUUCAACUGAACUUGCGGAAAUCUUGAGUGAAGCGGCCCACGGCUGGGCCUUCUGGCCCGCGGGCGGGGUGUGAGUGCAGGUGUGGCCGCUGCUUCGCAGGGCGUGUGCGCCUGGAGUGGCCGCCCGCAGGCUAACCGGCUGCCCUGCCCCCUCACAGAGCCAGACACCGCCCACCCCCCCAUAGAAACCGCAGAUGCGCAGCCCUGGAUCACAGGCCUCCCGCCCAGCCGCACCCUCUGGGGUGCCCACUCUAGACUCAACACUCUGCCCCCUCUACUUUAAGAGAAACACCUGACUCGCAGCCGCCCCCUCCCCGAAAGCUCUGCGCCCCCGUGUCAGAGCAGCGGAGAGUGGGCUUUCCCGUGUUCCCCAGGUCGGGCCGUCUGGGAUCCCAGACCCCCCUGGCUGUUAGGAAGGCCGUCGGUCUGUGAGCGGUUGUAGCACUGAUGGAGCCAGUGUGUUCACCGGGGUGUCGUCCUCCCCCCACCCCCCCCGGGGUCCCCUCACCUUCCCAGCCCCGCCCCCGCAGGAGGAUCUGAUUUGCACUCUUCUCUGCCCGCAUGGGCUGACCCCCGCGCCUCUCCAAGGGCGGUGGGGUUCUAGCUUGGAGGGGGCGCUGAGCUGCUGAGAGCUCAGGCCGCCCGGGAAGGGACCUGCGCUCGCCCCGCCGCCAGCACUUUGCGCCCCAGCCCGCGUCCGUGUUUACAGGGAACUCUCGAGCUCACGCUUUAUAUUUUAUGUUGGAGAUGGGCGGCCACCCUACGGUAUUUAUUACGCUUUCCAGACUUUCUGAAUAGGUUUUUUUAAUAAACACGGGUUUUAUGAAGUGUACUAUUUUUCUAGCACAGCUCUGACACUGGCCUCUCUGCACUGUUACGGGUGAUGGUCUGCAGGUCUGCAGGUGAGCGUCUCGCCUCCCUGCCUCUUGCCCUCCUGCCAGCCUCUGCCGCUGCCCCCGGCCUCCUCUCGUCCUGGGGGCUGGUAGUGUGGCUGCAUCUGUGCACGUGUAGGUGUGAGUGCUGAGUGUGUGUACAUGUGUGUUUGUGAGUGCACGACGCCCUGGGCAGCUGGGCAGGAGACAGUGGACAGUUGUGUUGGAGUGAAGCAGGCCUGGGGUGGGGGGCGGCGGGCUGCUGGUCUCCAUCCCCACGGUCUCCCCUGGGUGCCUCCACGUGCCACUUCCUGCCCAUCUUUUCUUUGUACAGAAAUAAAGCAAGAAGCUACGCUGUUGGUCAUCA
Messenger RNA from Capra hircus (goat), 5329 nucleotides. It is a transcript of the gene RPS6KA2, whose product is annotated as ribosomal protein S6 kinase A2. The transcript is spliced from 21 exons. Gene Ontology annotation, molecular function: ribosomal protein S6 kinase activity; magnesium ion binding; ATP binding. Gene Ontology annotation, biological process: intracellular signal transduction; protein phosphorylation. Bases 172 to 2373 code for a protein of 733 amino acids. The record is from RefSeq and is a predicted model, not a curated record. NCBI's taxonomy places the organism in Eukaryota, Metazoa, Chordata, Mammalia, Artiodactyla, Bovidae.